Messenger RNA from Malassezia sympodialis ATCC 42132, 3963 nucleotides. RefSeq lists its product as uncharacterized. Gene Ontology annotation, cellular component: nucleus; Ino80 complex. Gene Ontology annotation, biological process: DNA repair; chromatin remodeling; DNA-templated transcription. The transcript has 2 exons. Bases 1 to 3963 code for a protein of 1320 amino acids. The record is from RefSeq and is a predicted model, not a curated record. Gene Ontology annotation, molecular function: DNA binding; ATP-dependent chromatin remodeler activity; histone binding. NCBI's taxonomy places the organism in Eukaryota, Fungi, Basidiomycota, Malasseziomycetes, Malasseziales, Malasseziaceae.
AUGUCGCUUUCCAACCUGCUGAACGAGCAUCCGAGCGAAUCAGACGGCCCGCCGCGUGUGGCGCCCGUCUCGUGGUCGUCCGAGGCGCCUACGUCGCCGGCCGGCGCCGACGAGCAGGGCGCGCACCGCAGCAUGCCGUUCGCGCGUGUGCCGAGCUGCAGCAGCUCUGUGCCCCGCACGCCGCGCAUGGCAUCACAUACCCUCCGCCGCACCGAUGAGGAUGCAGGCUGGGACAGCGACUUAUCGGCAGAGGACCAUGCGCCGCUAUGGGCGGCCGAGCUCGCGGCGUACCGAGACGAGCGUGCCGCCCGCGAGGUCGCGUUAGAGGCCGCAUUUUCGGCGGUUGUGCAUGAAAAGCAACAGACCGUCACCACGCGCUUGUGCCAGCUCUAUGAAAAGCGCUUCCUUGCGGCGCAGAAGCGCGCCGCGCGCCGUGCACCGGCUCAUCGCCGCGCGUCUGCGCUGGCAUCCGACGGCGAUAUCGAUAUGGAGCUGCUCGACACGCUCGACGAUCGCAAGAGCUCGCGGCGUGCUUCGAGCUCGGACUACCUGGAUGAACUCGCAGCCGAUGUCGACGUCGAGGGUGAUGGCGAACCCAUGGAGCCGAUUCCCGAGCUGAUCGAUCCUGCCACGGGGGAAGUGCGUGGCCCGAUUCCCAUUGGCGCGCGCCGCGCCGCGCUGCUGAGCGAGGCCCACGAGCGGGUGUGGGCGGUGAUUGCGAAGCGCGACGUGCCCAAGGUGUACCGCACUGUCGUGGCGAGCGCCACGAACAAAGCCAUGUACUGGCGGCGUCUGUCCUCCGUGGUGCAGCGCGAGGCGCGGCGCGGAGCUGCGCGCAACAACAAGUCGACCAAGGACAUUCAGCUGCGUGCGCGCAAAGUCAUGCGCGAGCUGCUGCUCUACUGGAAGCGCAACGAGCGUGAGGAGCGCGACCUCCGCAAGAAGGCCGAGAAGGAGGCGCUAGAGAAGGCGAAGAAGGAGGAGGAGAUGCGCGAAGCCAAGCGCCAGGCGCGCAAGCUCAACUUCCUCAUCACGCAGACGGAGCUGUACAGCCACUUCGUGGGCAACAAGCUCAAGACGGCCGAGGCAGAAGAGUCGGAGGACACGGCGAGCGACCGCGCCGUCGCGCCGGGGCCCUCUGCCGAGGCGCCGGCGCCGGCGCCGAGCGACGCGGCGUCCCACGAUGCCGCGCUGGCCGCGCUCGACUUUGACGACGAAGACGAAUCCAACUUGCGUGCACAUGCGGCGCGCAAUGCAACGGAAGCCGUGCGGGCCGCCCGCGACAAGGCGCAGGCGUUUGAUGCGGCCGUCGCGUCCGAGCGGCGGCAGCUGGCGGACGGCGCCUCGCAGCCCUUCUCCGCGGACGACUUGGACUUUGUCAACCCGACGUCGAUGGGCAUGACGGAGGUGACGCAGCCCAAGAUGCUGACGUGCACGCUCAAGCCGUACCAGCUCAAGGGUCUGACGUGGCUGGCGAACCUGUACGAGCAGGGCAUCAAUGGCAUUCUGGCAGACGAGAUGGGUCUCGGCAAAACGGUGCAGAGUAUCUCGCUCAUGGCUUACCUGGCGGAAGUGCACGACAUCUGGGGCCCGUUCCUCGUGAUUGCGCCGGCAUCGACGCUGCACAACUGGCAGCAGGAGAUCACCAAGUUUGUGCCCGCGCUCAAGGCGCUGCCAUACUGGGGCAACGUGAAAGACCGUGCGGUGCUGCGCAAGUUUUGGAACCGGAAGCAGAUCUCGUACGACCGCGAUGCGCCGUUCCACGUGCUGGUCACGUCGUACCAGCUUGUGGUGAGUGACGAAAAGUACUUCCAGCGCGUCAAGUGGCAGUACAUGGUGCUCGACGAGGCACAGGCGAUCAAGUCCAGCUCGUCGAACCGGUGGAAAACGCUGCUGGGCUUCCACUGCCGCAACCGCCUGCUGCUCACCGGUACGCCUGUGCAAAACUCGAUGCAGGAGCUGUGGGCGCUCCUGCACUUUAUCAUGCCGAGCUUGUUCGACUCGCACGACGAGUUUAGCGAGUGGUUCUCGAAAGACAUUGAGAACCAUGCGGAAAACAAGGGGACGCUCAACGAGCACCAGCUGCGCCGCCUGCACAUGAUUCUGAAGCCGUUCAUGCUCCGCCGCGUGAAGAAGAAUGUGCAGAACGAGCUGGGCGAAAAGAUCGAGAUUGACGUGUACUGUGACCUCUCUGCGCGCCAGAAGCUCCUGUACCAGAACCUGCGCUCGCACGUGUCUGUCGCCGAUCUCGUCGACAAGGCGGCAGCGAACGACGAGAGCGGCCUCAAGAGCCUGAUGAACCUUGUCAUGCAGUUCCGCAAGGUGUGCAACCACCCCGAGCUGUUCGAGCGCGCAGACGUGCAGGCCCCGCUGGCCCUGUGCCACUACGCGUCCGCGCCUGCGCUCGCGCGCGACACGGAGCCGAGCACCUGCGCGUACACGGCGCGCUCCCUGCUGGACCGCUCGCUGCCCCGCCUGCUCGUGCAGGACGCCGUGCGCGGCGUGCCGACCGAGACAAACCGCGUCGGCUUUGACACGCACUAUCUCGACCAUCUGCUGAGCAUUUGGCGCCGGCCCUAUAUCCACGAGGCGCAGCAAACCUCGCACGCCUUUGACUUUUUGCGCUUUGCGCAUACCUCGCCCAGCGAUGCCGAGGCGGCGUUCCAUGGCUCUACGACUACGACACUCGUGCGCAACGCGGCCGAGGCGGCCGAGUGGGCCGAGCGCGCGCCCUUCGUGUGUGACGACGCCUUCGCCGCGAGCGCCGUGCGCCCCCUCGGCGCAGUGUGCCGCCCCCUGCCCUGGGCACACACGCGGCCUGCGCCCGGCGUGCUGCCGCUUGGCGAGCUCGUGGCGCAUGUGCUCGACGAGCGAGCCGCGCAGCAUGUACGGACGGCCAUCCCUGCGGCGGUGGCGCCGCCCGCCCGCCUGCAUGCGAACGACCGCGUGUUUGUGGAACGCGAGGCGCGCGCGCGGCACGACCCGGCGCUGGAGCACUGUCUCUUUGGCCUGCCGCCCCAGGCGAGGGAGGACCCCGCGCAGGUGGCGCAGCUGCAGGCGCGGCUGCCGACCGUCCCGCCGCAAGGACUCGUGGCGCGCUCGCCGGUGACGCAGCUUUGGCCGCCGGCGAUGCAGGUGCCGCGCAUGGACAAGCUCAUUGUCGACUCGAGCAAGCUGGCGCGCCUGGACGAGCUGCUGCGCGAGCUCAAGGCGGGUGGGCACCGUGUGCUGAUCUAUUUCCAAAUGACGCGCAUGAUCGACUUGAUGGAGGAAUACCUCAUCUACCGGCAAUACAAGUACCUGCGGCUGGAUGGUGCCUCGAAGAUCUCCGACCGCCGCGACAUGGUGACCGACUGGCAGACGCGCCCGGAGCUCUUUGUCUUUUUGCUGUCGACGCGCGCUGGUGGACUGGGUAUUAACCUGACGGCCGCCGACACGGUCAUCUUCUACGACCACGACUGGAACCCGUCGAACGACUCGCAGGCGAUGGACCGCGCGCACCGUCUGGGCCAAACCAAGCAGGUGCGCGUGUACCGCCUGAUCACCAAGGGCACGAUCGACGAGCGCAUCGUCAAGCUGGCGCGCAACAAGAAGGAGGUGCAGGACAUUGUGGUCGGCAACAAGGCCUACUCCGAGUCCGGCAUGGCCCGCCCCCAGGAGAUCGUGUCGCUGCUGCUCGACGACGACGAGCUCGCCGACUCGAUGCUCCGCCGCAAGCAGGCAGACGAGGCGCAGCUGGCGCAGGACAAAGCCGAGAACGCACGCGCGAUGCACGCGCGCCGCCGGCAGUCCAAGGCGCAGCAGCCGACAGGCGCGUCGGCGCCGGGCGUCGAGUGGGCGCUCGAGGACGACGAAGACGACUUCUUUGGCGCCAAGCCACCCCCCAAGGAAGAGCCCGAGGCGCCGGCGCCGGCGCGCAAGCGCGCGAAGCGCGCCCGCAAAGCCUCUGCAGAAGCCUCAUAG